CUUGGUGCAAUUGGGCGCGAAAAUUUCUCCUAACAUUUUCCCGCCGAAGUCUCCCUUGCACCAAUCACAACCAUGUUGACAACGAAUUCCGACUUCCCAUUGGCCUGUUGUGAAAUGGCGCGCUUUGCCAUUUUACUCUACGAUUGAAGAUAACAAGUUGCGUCACCCUUCGUCAUCAACCUCUGAGUAGUAGUAGUAAUCGCGCGCAUUUUUGGGAAGCAAUAUUAUAUGAAAUAGCGUGCUGCACUGUGUAUUGGUAAGCGUAGGCUAUAGUAAUUGUGAAUUUUUGAAGGUCGAGGUUGUUAUGGGUAAAUUUUAAUUCCUGUAGCAAUUUUUUGAAAUUCGUCGAUAAUAAUUUUACAGGUGUCUUCAUCACCCGAUUGGUGGUCGUCUUCAUUCCUAGUUUCCUAUUUCGAUUUACAGUGUCUAUGUGCAGGACUAUGAUGACGAGACAAAUGCAGACUGUUUAUCAUCCAGAUAUUUCUACAGUGAACAAGAUGUGUUGUGUUCUAGGACUCGAACCGAUGGGCGCACACAGCGUGAGACGCAACCUUUUCGGAGCAGGCAGUGGUGGCGAACCCAGCGUGGACGAGGUGCUGUCCCGUCACAUGUCAGAGAUCGCCGAGCGGUCAGCAAAGACAUGGAAUUUCGAUUUCAUAGAAGAGCGUCCCUUGUCUGGGGGGCGUUACCUGUGGCAGAAGGUAUUCGAUGACCAUGUGGACUGUGGGAGCAAAGACAGCAGCAGACUGUGCAAAAAAGAAAACACACUGCUAGUCAAAACCCACGAGGACGGUAAAUCACAACUCAAGUGCAAUUCUACAGCCUUCCUGGUGCAAACUAGUAUAAGAAGUUACGCUAAGGUUCAGAAGCCCCGAUCGUCUAAGCGACUCUCUCCCUACCUAUUGAAAAGAUCUUCCAGUUUUCCUGGGUGUGUUUUAAAUGAUGUCGGUGCGUCGUGAGGCAACUGUGAAAGAAGAAGCAAAUUAUAUUCAUUUUGUAUAAUUGUUUCAUUUCGUCUUUAUUUUGUUCCUCAUGUGUACAGAUAGUUCUACAAUCAUGUUUCUUGCAAUAAAAUUGAAGAAAUAAUAUUUA
This is a messenger RNA of Argiope bruennichi, 1092 nucleotides long. RefSeq lists its product as uncharacterized. The record is from RefSeq and is a predicted model, not a curated record. Lineage: Eukaryota; Metazoa; Arthropoda; Arachnida; Araneae; Araneidae. Gene Ontology annotation, biological process: regulation of cell cycle. Bases 429 to 959 code for a protein of 176 amino acids. Gene Ontology annotation, cellular component: nucleus. Gene Ontology annotation, molecular function: cyclin-dependent protein serine/threonine kinase inhibitor activity. The transcript has 3 exons.